GCAACCAGAAAUCGUUCGCUUGCCCCAUUCAGAAUGUCAUGGCUGUUCGAGUCGCAACACGUCCUCCUGCCGUCCGUUUACUUGAGAUGGAGUCUGACGAGCGGUGAAAGAGUGGGCCUGGUCGGUGGCCGGGUGAAGGAAGCGUUGAGAAUAGCGAGGCAAAUGACGACGGGCAGAAAGAAGGUUCUACCCUAUUACUGGUACAAGUAUCAGGAUCGAAGGGACACGGAUUUGACCAGGGCUGACCUCGAGGCAACCUUACGAAAGAUCACGGAUCUCGGCGCCGAUGGCUUUAUCAUUUGGGGAAGUUCCGACGAUAUAAACACGAGAGAGAAGUGCCUGCAAUUCAGGGAAUACCUCAACACCGAUUUGGGCCCCGUCGUUAAACGAAUCGCCGUAUCGAACGACGCCGUGAAAAGUCGAAUCGACCGAGUGAGCGUUGACCAAGUGUGACCGAGUCACCCCCGAAAGAGAGCUGGGUG
Messenger RNA from Apis florea (little honeybee), 482 nucleotides. Its product is annotated as hyaluronidase. Gene Ontology annotation, molecular function: hyalurononglucosaminidase activity. Gene Ontology annotation, biological process: defense response; carbohydrate metabolic process; hyaluronan catabolic process. Lineage: Eukaryota; Metazoa; Arthropoda; Insecta; Hymenoptera; Apidae. The record is from RefSeq and is a predicted model, not a curated record.